Molecule: messenger RNA, 1413 nt
Organism: Eucalyptus grandis
Lineage: Eukaryota; Viridiplantae; Streptophyta; Magnoliopsida; Myrtales; Myrtaceae
Exons: 2
Coding region: 233-1048 (271 amino acids)
Source: RefSeq, a predicted model, not a curated record
UUCUCUGUUGGAACGUCCUUCUUUCUUUUACUUUUGUCUCCUCCUUUUUCUUCAAGAGUUCUCCCAAGAGUGUGAGGGGGAUAGCGUAGAGGAGAAACUGACUGCCUCUCCCACCCAAACGUUCAUAUCUCAAUCAAUCCAAUCGAAAGCCAGGGUGAAGGAAGAAGGGGAAGAAGGAGAAGAAGCAGAGGAAGAAGCAGAGGGAGAGGAAGAAGAAGCGGAAGAGGCAGAGAUGGGAGUGCUGUCCAACAAGAUCGAGAGGGACCAACUCAAGCCUGGGGAUCACAUCUACUCUUGGCGUCACUUUUACCUCUACGCCGGCCACGGAAUAUACGUUGGUGAAGGGAAGGUUAUUCACUUCACUCGAGGGGCAGGACAUGAAAUCGGCAGGGGUCCUGUGUUAGACCGCAUCAUUUCGAGCUCAUGUCCCUCUCCUCCCGUCGGCACAGAUUGCCAGAUAUGCGGAGAUCAGUCGAGGCUUGAUGGUGUCAUCUCUUCGUGCAUCGACUGCUUCCUUUCAGGUGGAAACCUCUACCUCUUUGAGUACGGCGUGUCCCCUGUUUUCUAUCUUGCUAGCGCUCGAGGAGGGACUUGCACCCUUGCGAAAUCCGACCCCCCUGAAGAUGUGCUUCACCGUGCCUUUUACCUCCUCCAGAAUGGCUUUGGAGGCUACAAUCUUUUCAAGAACAACUGUGAGGACUUUGCUAUCUACUGUAAAACAGGUCUGCUUGUGGUGACAGCAGGUAGCGGAGGCCAAAGUGGGCAAGCAGCAGCUUUUCAGGCUGCUGUAAGUGCUGUCGGGUUCUCUCCACUUACAUUGUUGACGACCCGCGUUAGAGGUCUGGCAGUUAGUGGUCUGGCAGUUGGUGGUCUGGCAGUUGGUGGUCUGGCAGCUGUGAGUUAUGGCAAGUAUUGCAUCAGUUGUUUGGUCUCAGACAUUGGGUUUCGCCAUGAUGUGGUUAAAGUACCGGCCGAAAGACUUGUGGAUCUAUUUGAUUUAUGUGAUCCCCAAGCUGCUGAGGAUAGUCCCACUCCCAGCGGAGAUUGACUAAAGAUUGCACGCUGCAAUUUGCCGGCAGUCUCCCCCAGAACUUUGCCGGCAGUGGAGAUGAAAACACUCUGCAAAAUGUACGCUUUAACUCUUUGUCGGAUGUUACUUCUGCAAACAUUACCCAGUAGAAAUUUUAAAUACUCAUCAAACUGCAGCUUUGUCAGAUUUGCCAUCAGAGGUCCUUGAGAUGUUUGGGUGUGUGUAGUCUUGUUUCUUGUUGUGUAAACGAACUGAUCAGAUUUGCUUUCAACAGGAUAUGACCUGAUGAUCGUCACCAUCUCUGUAUAGAAGUAAAGUCGCAAGAGAAAUUGGUUCUACUGUUCUCUGCAAUUCUGAUAUUUCUGCUUCUGGAUUGUUUUUAA